Molecule: messenger RNA, 2646 nt
Organism: Amaranthus tricolor (Joseph's coat)
Lineage: Eukaryota; Viridiplantae; Streptophyta; Magnoliopsida; Caryophyllales; Amaranthaceae
Product: probable plastidic glucose transporter 3
Exons: 15
Coding region: 337-1800 (487 amino acids)
Biological process (GO): monosaccharide transmembrane transport
Cellular component (GO): membrane
Molecular function (GO): hexose transmembrane transporter activity
Source: RefSeq, a predicted model, not a curated record
AGUCAGUCAUCCACACCUGAUAUCAACAUUUCUUCUUUGAUUAAUAUUUAAUCCAUCAUUUUCUGUAAUCCCUCUUUAAUCACAAUUUAAGCUUCCUCUUAUACUUUGCGUAUACAUAAAUCGUUUAUUUUUACUUUACAAAACAUUUCUCAAUAUUUCCCCACCAUUUUUGAUAUCUCACAUUCUCAUUCUUCACUCUUCCGCACCGACAUUUCUACCUUUUCACCAUCUCACUCAUCGUUUUCGAUCAGAGAGAUAGCAGAAAUCGCAGUUACUUUUGAAGUUGUUUGAGUGUAAGAGAUCCUAUUUGAAUCUGAAUCUAGCUAUACUUGGAAUAUGCGAGGUCGUCAGGUGUUGGGAGAUGCUACUUUGUCUAUUUACAAACGAGUCGCAUCUAAAGAUCAUUCCGAUGAUUACUCUGUUGACGGACGUCUCCAAGGUUCAGGGAGAGAAGGUGGAAAUCCUCCGUGGUCAAAGUCAUUACCUCAUGUUAUUGUAGCUACAAUUGCGUCGUUCCUAUUUGGAUAUCAUCUUGGAGUAGUGAAUGAUACAUUGGAAAGUAUUUCCAUAGAUCUUGGCUUCCAUGGAAAUACAAUGGCUGAAGGUUUGGUAGUCAGUAUGUCUCUAGGAGGCGCAUUUAUUGGAUCUUUAUUCAGUGGGUCAAUUGCUGAUUAUUUUGGUCGAAAGAGGUCCUUCCAGUUGGGUGCAUUGUCAAUGAUUAUUGGUGCUUCAAUGAGUGCAGCGACAAGUAGCUUGACAGGCAUGCUUAUUGGGAGGUUUUUUGUUGGAAUUGGCAUGGGACUUGGCCCAGCUGUUGCAGCUCUAUAUGUGGCUGAGGUUUCACCAACAUAUGUAAGGGGUACAUAUGGAAGUUUCACCCAGAUUGCCGCAUGUUUAGGACUUAUGGGGUCUUUUGUGAUUGGCAUGCCUGCGAAGGAAAGUAAGGAUUGGUGGCGUGUUUGUUUCUGGGUGUCUGUGAUUCCUGCCGCGUUACUUGCGCUAUCAAUUGAAUUGUGUGCUGAAAGUCCUCACUGGCUUUUCAAGAAAGGAAGAAGUAUUGAAGCUGAAGUUGAGUUUGAGAGGUUACUGGGAGGUUUACAUGUCAAGAGUGCAAUUUCAGAGUUGUCAAAGUUAGAUAGAGGAGAGGAGGCAGAUUCAGUCAAAUUCUCAGAGCUUUUUCAUGGUCGACAUUUUAAGGUGGUUUUCAUUGGGUCUGUCCUAUUUGCUUUACAGCAGCUGUCCGGUAUAAAUGCUGUGUUCUAUUUCUCAUCGUCUGUCUUUAAGAGUGCUGGGGUUCCAUCAAAUACUGCAAAUAUGUUUGUAGCAGUUGUUAAUUUAUCAGGAUCAUGCACUGCAACGAUACUGAUGGAUAAACUAGGAAGGAGGGUGCUUCUUCUGGGAAGUUUCUUGGGCAUGGCGAUGUCAUUGGGUCUUCAAAUAGUUGCAGCAAGCUCCUUUGUGUCACCUGUAGCAUCAGUAUAUCUUUCUGUUGGAGGUGUGCUUCUGGUUGUUCUGACCUUUUCUCUGGGAGCUGGUCCAGUCCCUAGUCUUCUGUUGUCAGAAAUGUUCCCAAAUCGAAUAAGGGCGAAAGCAAUGGCUUGGUGCAUGGCUGUUCACUGGGGAGUAAAUUUCUUUGUUGGUCUUCUGUUUUUGAGAUUACUUGAGCAACUCGGGCCAAAGUUGUUGUACACAUUCUUUGCAACCUGCUGUUUAAUAGGUUUUGCAUUUACAAAGAAGAAUGUUUUGGAAACAAAGGGAAAGUCACUCCAGGAAAUUGAGCUUGCACUUCUUCCAGCUUAAGGAAGUGUUGUCCUCGUGCUGUUUGUGCAACAAGGACAAUGAUGCUAAUAAUCAUGACAAGACAGUCACUCAACGCGGCGAAUGCAGCUUAAUCCAUUCUCGGUUCGUUGACUCACAGUUUUGGUGCACAUAGAACAGUGUCUGCGGUGUGUUAUUCCAAGAGCAAUCGGCAUUUGCAAUUAGAGGUGUUUUUCCGAGCCGGGUCCGGUACAUACCAUUAAGAGCCUUACCAUCCAUCAUCCCUAGUGUAUUAGAUCAAAAUUACACUUAGUAGUGGUCUAGGAAUAUGGAAUUAGGUCAUCAAUAUCAUUCUGUUUCUGUCUGUUCAAUUUUCCUUUUCCCCACUGGUUAUAAUAGUUCUUGCAAAAAAAUAUGUUUUAGGUUGGAAAACAUAAAUUUCAUCUGUUCAGCUCUAAGAAUGUUCAACAUUCUGGAGAGUUGUACUUCAUUCAAGACAGAUUUUUAUACUAAGAAUAGAGUAUAUAAAUUGAUUUCAUUCUUGGAAUUGUUUUGUGUUGAACAAAUGGUGUCUUGCUUAUAGUACAGAAAUAGUACCAGGAUUAAUGUUACAAUGUGGAGAGUACCACAAAUGAUGAAGACAAUAUUCUAAGGGGGAUUGACUAAUCUUACAUGUACGUGAGUCGUGACCAUGAUGAAACUUAUACAAGCAUAAUAAAACAAGUUUAUGAUUUUGAUAACCGAACUGUCACAAACACUUAAAUCACGAACUUGGUGUAAACAAUCAGCAAUGUGACAAUGAGAAGGAUGGGUGGAAAAAUAGUAUUUGGAAUGAACAACAAUCUAGAUAAUUAAUAUUCAAUGAAGUAACAAGUUUGUAUGAAAAAU